Molecule: messenger RNA, 1853 nt
Organism: Pipistrellus kuhlii (Kuhl's pipistrelle)
Lineage: Eukaryota; Metazoa; Chordata; Mammalia; Chiroptera; Vespertilionidae
Gene: GLT8D2
Product: glycosyltransferase 8 domain containing 2
Exons: 10
Coding region: 384-1436 (350 amino acids)
Cellular component (GO): Golgi apparatus
Molecular function (GO): glycosyltransferase activity
Source: RefSeq, a predicted model, not a curated record
CAGGGGAAGAAGGCAGGCCCAUCCCAGCUGGCCGGCCGGCCAGCACAUCUGGAAGUGGUUUCAGGGGCCGCCAGCGCAACGCCUGGCUCCCCAGCUGCUUCGCCCAGGGGUGGAGACACUGGAGCUGCUGCAGAGUCACAGCAAGCGAAGGGAGGUGCGAGCCGGGGAGGAACACUGUCUUGGAAACAAACAUUGGCCUUGGACUCUCCGGCCCCUGGGGCUUUCCAAUGGGACCUUAGAAGCAGCAGCGGCGGCAGCAGAGGGCAGCAGCCCAGGGCCAGCCGCUAGUGGAACGCUCAGCCCUGCAGCUCUUCUGGACCCGGCAGCCCAAAGCCCUGCCCUCGCCAGUCACCAGGUCACAGUUUUUAUCCACAUGAACAUACAUGGCUUUGUUACGAAAAAUUAAUCAGGUGCUGCUGUUCUUUCUGAUUGUGACCCUCUGUGGGAUUCUGUAUAAGAAAGUUCACAAGGGGACUGUGCUCAAGAAGGAAGCAGAUGAUGACUCCGGGACUCCGGAGGAACUGGACGACGAGAUCCCCGUGGUGAUCUGUGCAGCAGCAGGGAGGAUGGGGGCUGCGAUGGCCGCCAUCAACAGCAUCUACAGCAAUACGGAUGCCAACAUCUUGUUCUAUGUAGUUGGGCUCCGGAACACUCUGUCUCGAAUACGAAAAUGGAUCGAACAUUCUAAAUUGAGAGAAAUAAACUUCAAAGUCGUGGAAUUCAACCCUAUGGUCCUCAAAGGGAAGAUCCGACCAGACUCGGCAAGGCCGGAGCUGCUCCAGCCUCUGAACUUCGUUCGGUUCUAUCUCCCUCUGCUGAUCCACCAACACGAGAAAGUCAUCUAUUUGGACGACGAUGUCAUUGUCCAAGGUGACAUCCAGGAGCUGUACGACACCACCCUGGCCCUGGGCCACGCCGCUGCCUUUUCAGAUGACUGCGAUUUGCCCUCGCUCCAGGACAGGCACAGGCUUGUGGGGCUGCAGAACACCUACAUGGGCUUCCUGGACUACAGGAAGCAGACCAUAAAAGACCUCGGCAUCAGCCCCAGCACCUGCUCCUUCAACCCGGGCGUGAUUGUCGCCAACAUGACGGAAUGGAAGCACCAGCGCAUUACCAAACAGCUGGAGAGGUGGAUGCAGAAAAAUGUGGAGGAAAAUCUCUACAGCAGUUCCAUGGGGGGAGAGGUGGCCACGUCCCCAAUGCUGAUUGUGUUCCAUGGCAAAUACUCCACCAUCAACCCGCUGUGGCACAUCCGGCACCUGGGCUGGAGUCCAGAUACCAGAUAUUCAGAGCAUUUUCUGCAAGAAGCCAAACUGCUCCACUGGAAUGGAAGACAUAAACCGUGGGACUUCCCCAGCGUUCACAACGACUUAUGGGACAGCUGGUUUGUUCCUGACCCUGCAGGGAUAUUUAAACUCAGAAACCAAAACAGCUGACACUUUAAAUAUUUCCUGUAUAGAAACGUGGAAUUGUCCAUUUGCAACCUACUAAAACAUCAUUCUUUAUGAACAGUACCUUUGAAAUAUAUGAUCCACAAUACGCAAAACAAAGACUGCUGUGUGCAAAUAAUACCUUGGAUCACAUAGGUAUUACUUCCUUAAGUAUGAGCAUUGAGGGUGGAAAUCAAAAUUAUGUGAGUGAAAUAUAUUGUUGGAAAGAAAGAAACCCCAUGUAGGUUUUAGCAAUAAAUUUGCUUAACUCAGUGACAAUUAUAUCGAAAACUUUUCAAAAUUUCUACAUGCAUUUUUCACAUGUAGGUAUAUAUUUUUUAACAGGUUGCCAGUCUUGUGUUUUGUAUUACACUUAAAACAUGAAUGUCUGAAAAAUAAAACAGUCAUAGAUUUUUUUAAUGA